Rhodamnia argentea is the source of this 1947-nucleotide messenger RNA. RefSeq names its product rust resistance kinase Lr10-like. Bases 1 to 1947 code for a protein of 648 amino acids. The record is from RefSeq and is a predicted model, not a curated record. Lineage: Eukaryota; Viridiplantae; Streptophyta; Magnoliopsida; Myrtales; Myrtaceae. Gene Ontology annotation, biological process: protein phosphorylation. The transcript has 3 exons. Gene Ontology annotation, molecular function: ATP binding; polysaccharide binding; protein kinase activity.
AUGCACAAAGAUCAACUCCUCCUCCUUCUCCUCCUCCUUCUCCUUAUUCUACAGCCGCGUUUUGGUAUCCCCCUCGAAAUUAAUCGAUGUACAACCUCUUGUGGUGAGGUCGCAAACAUUAACUACCCAUUUCGAGUGAAGGGCGACCCCAAGGACUGCAGCGACCGUAACUUUGAGCUGGCCUGCAUAAAUAACCGCACCGUCCUAGAUUGGAAAUUGGGCCAGUACUAUGUACACUCCAUCAACUAUAACAACCGCACGAUUACGGUCACUGAUGUCGGGCUGCGGAAAGGCAAUUGCUCGUCUCUUCCUCUCCGCUCACUCUCUCUCGCCGACUUCAAAUACAUCCUGCAUGGGGAUGGGUAUUAUCACACAGAAUACACACUCGUCGCAGUGAUCGUGGGCUGCAUGAAGGCCGUCAAUUCUCCGCUUUACAUCGACACUUCAUCGUGCCUUGAUGGGCUUCCAUUUUCGAAUUUCUCAAGCACGGGAAGGCGAUUAUAUGCCAUGGUCAAUCCGAUUGUCUCGUCUGUGGAAACUGCAUGCACUGUAGAGUUUGUGGUAGUGAUAGAUUGGUGGGCUGAUGGCAAUGAUCUUCGUUCCUAUGCGCAAAUUCACGAACUUAUGGUUGAUGGGUUCAAGCUUUAUUGGGUUCUUGGAGUUCCGCGCACCUUGAAAGGAGGCAUCCGCGAUUACCUCUCACGGAUCGCCCAGCCUAUUUAUUGGGGCCCGCUCGCGCUCACUGGGAUCGAAACAUUUAACACACCCACAGUGUUUUCGUGCAUGGUUGUGAAAUUCAUCUUGGGAGCCCCAUGCGUGCUGACGUUGCUAGUAUGCAAAUGGAGGAGAAGACACUUAGCAAUGGAUCAAAAUGUUGAGGAAUUCUUGCAGUCCAAUAAUAACUUCUUGCCGAUAAGGUACUCUUACUCGGACAUUAGGAAAAUCACAGGCGGCCUCAAGGACAAGCUAGGUGAGGGAGGGUACGGUUCCGUGUUCAAAGGAAAGCUCCGGAGCGGCCGCGAGGUGGCCGUCAAGAUUUUGAAGAAGGGGAAAACGAACGGGCGGGACUUCAUCGGCGAAGUGGCUACCAUCGGAAGAAUUCACCAUGUUAAUGUGGUUGGACUCAUUGGUUAUUGUUUCGAGGGCUCCAAACAAGCUCUUGUCUACGAUUUCAUGCACAAUGGGUCUUUGGACAAGCAUAUUUUCUCUCGAGCGGAAGGGACUUCUCUUGGUUGCCGGGAAGUGUACGAGAUUGCUCUCGGAGUAGUUAGAGGGAUUGAAUAUCUUCAUCGAGGAUGCGAUGUACAAAUUCUACACUUUGAUAUCAAGCCUCACAACAUUCUUCUUGAUAGGGAUUUCACCCCAAAAGUUUCCGACUUUGGGCUCGCAAGAUUGUAUCCCACGGACCACAAUACCGUGACUCUGACUGGUGUGAGAGGAACCUUGGGAUAUAUGGCUCCGGAGCUGGUCUACAAGAACCUUGGGGGCGUCUCUUACAAAGCGGAUGUCUAUAGUUUCGGCAAGUUGUUGAUAGAAAUGGCCAGUGGAAGGAAGAAUUGGGACGCGGUUGUAGAGUGUUCCGGUCAAACUUACUUCCCUUUGUGGGUUCAUGAGCAACUUAGCGAAGGAUUGGACAUCCCGUUGGAGCAAGCUAGAGAGGAGGAUAGGAGAACAGUAAAGAAGAUGAUAACAGUUGCUCUUUGGUGCAUACAAUGGAGUCCUGGCGACCGCCCUUCGAUGCGCAAAGUCUUGGAAAUGCUGGAAAGAGAAGCAGAUGAUCUACAAUUACCUCCCAAGCCACUCUUUUAUCCAACAGAAGUGUCGACAAGAGAUGAUGGAACUUGGACUGGGGAAGGCAAUGAUAUGACAUCCACUCCAUCAACUAGUGCAAUGACUUAUGAAGAUUCUCAUCUCGAGGAUACUAGUACCGGCAUUGCACAAGUAUAG